Molecule: messenger RNA, 1311 nt
Organism: Lathyrus oleraceus (garden pea)
Lineage: Eukaryota; Viridiplantae; Streptophyta; Magnoliopsida; Fabales; Fabaceae
Exons: 5
Coding region: 208-981 (257 amino acids)
Biological process (GO): snRNA export from nucleus
Source: RefSeq, a predicted model, not a curated record
AGAUACACUCCUACAAAUCAAUCAUUCAAUUUGUUUAAUUAGACUCCUAGUAUUUCUUUAGAGGUAAAACAUGUGUUAACUUUCUAUUAUUAAAAAGGGCAUUGUCGCGGAGGACUCGUACAUUUACACUGAAUCAGUUUCUUUCCAUAACCUGUGUUUCGAAUUUUUCUUCUUCUCAAUCUCUGCAAAGGUUAGGUGUUUGUUAUUAUGGAGGAAGGAGAUAACAUUCUCGAUGUUAUAUACGAUGAGGAUACUUUAGAUGAUGAUGAUGUUGACAUGGUUGAUGUUGAAGAAGGAGAGUUGGUAGAGCCGAAUUCGAAAAUUUCUGUGGGACAAAGUAGUGUUGGAGAUAUCACUGAAGCAAAACAAGAAUCUCAUGGUGAGAACUCAAAGUGUGGAGCUAGCAAGAAGAAGAGGAAGAGGAACAAGAAAAAGAGAAAGGGUUUGGGAUUUAAAGUCAUGGAUAUAGACAGAUUUGUGUCAGAUAUCUGUUAUCGUCUGAAAGAGAAAAAGACAUAUAUGGUAUACACUGCUGCAGGUUGUCUUGGAAUCUCUGCAUUGAGUGAUAUCGUCAAAGAGGUUGAUGCAAUACAAACCUGUGGAGGCCAAAAGACUGCUGAUGGUAGACGACACCGGACUGGGGGUGGCAUAUUGUGGAACAUCAUAAAAGUUCGGGAACCAAAUGCCUACAAAGAGAUAAUGGAAAAAGCAAAAGAAUUUGAGAAGCAAUUAAGGCAGCCAAUUUUUAAGCAACUAAAUGUGCCAAAGCAAGAGGAUUCUUCUCAAGGAGUGGCCUUUUCAUUUGCUGGCAGUGAUCAGGGAAAUGUUUCCAACAGUGCAUUUCAUGCAUCAGAAACACAAAAUCAACAUGAACCAGUUACUUCCAAAGAAAAGUCUAUAUCUGUUCAUGAUAGGCUAAGGAUACCUGUUUCCUACGACGAUGAUCUGCUUGGAGAGAAUCCAGUCAAUCAUGCAACCUGACUCUAGAAAGAAAGUGGUCUUCGUCACUAGACAAGCUGUUCUCCCUUUUAGAUGGAUGUUUAUUGAUGCAUUUCUUUCAUCUCCCUCUGGCGAAUACCACACUGUUCUUUCCUGUGUUACUUUUUGCUUUUCCACCCAUUCAUUUCCUUGUUUCUUUAUUUACUUUGUCAAACGGCUCUCUGAUAUAUUUAUAUAGAACGAGGGCAAACAUAAAAAAUGGAACAAGAGGGGUAUAGUGGUGGAUGUAUUGUGGUUACGGUUAACCAACAAGCAAUUCAUUAGAUUUUGCUUUAACAUGAUGAAUGAAGUGCUGCACAAGUCUCAAAUGGA